This is a messenger RNA of Parastagonospora nodorum SN15, 282 nucleotides long. RefSeq lists its product as hypothetical. NCBI's taxonomy places the organism in Eukaryota, Fungi, Ascomycota, Dothideomycetes, Pleosporales, Phaeosphaeriaceae. The transcript has 2 exons. The coding region runs from base 1 to 282 and encodes 93 amino acids. The record is from RefSeq and is a predicted model, not a curated record.
AUGUUUCGCCGUCUUAGCGAGCGCUUGAGCUUCGAGAAGCCAGAGCCGAAGCCAUACUACUACAACCGCAUGAACCCAGAAGAGAUGCAAAUCUGGGAAAUCAUUGGCGAGACAGAAGAUGAAUGGCGAGCAAGCCGCAAGGGCAAGCUUCGCAAGCAUCGCCUCACAUACAAGGAGCGUGCUGAGCGACAACGGAUGUUCUACGACACCCGCGUCGGCCACGGUAUCUGUGGUGACGACUGGAUGCGCAAGGCCCUUCCCGGUCAGCGCCGCGCACCAUAG